UCAUUCCUGUUUUUGCAGCGUUGUUGCAGCAUAUAUCACGAGUUGCUGAUGACCAGUUCAGACUAUGUUCCUGUUUAGAAAUGUAUUUUUUUCUUCACUGGGUUUGCCUCACAUCGUCAUAAAUCUUGAAACAUUUUCUCCGUUUUCGAACAGCAGAACCAGAAACUGUCAACUCUGUAACUCUGCAAGUUUCCUGCAUGUUGAUGAGAAAGCUGAUAAACAAAAAUGCACUUUGUAGUUGUGAACAAUGCAAACUUGCGGCAAAUCCCCUUUUCUGCCACUGAAGUUGAUUUACAUCACAUUACUCCCAGUUCUGGAGGCACAAGGAGUCAAUGUCUGGCCUGAAGUGACUGGAUACCUCGGGCAUGAUGUCACCCUGCCAUGCCAAUUGAUCGCAGCAAAAGAAAAUGCCAAUAUUACACAGGUUCAGUGGGAUCUCCUGCAACCAGAAGGAAAAUCUAUCACUAUUAUUGUUUUUAGUCGCCAGCUUGGGGUGAGCAUUCUUGAAUCUUCUCUGAAGGAGAGACUGGAGAUUACUGAACAAUUGCUGCUAAUUAAAAACGUUGAAAUGAGAGAUGCAGGGUCAUACAAGUGCACCAUUGCAACCUUCCCUCUUGGUUCAUUUGAAGGAAAAACCAACCUUGUUGUUCGAGAACAGAUGCCGUUAUCACCAGGGUUGGUUUCUGCUAUAGUGAUUGCUGUCAUGCUGCUGGUUGGGAUUUUUGCAACCAUCGCAUACUUGAUUUUCAUCAGAAGGCAUGAUUCUUCAGUCAGACACCGUGUCUUCAUUGAUACAGGUGGAACGGCGACAGUUCCACCUGAGGUGGCCAGGCCAUCUGUUAUUGUGAGAGACCAGGAUGUGGUCUACUCUGACGUCAAGUUCAAACCAUUCGAUGCGACACCCUCAUCCAAUAAUCAACACACAGACACCACGUAUGCCGAUGUCACAUAUGCCAAGGUUGUUCUGGGUCAGCAGCCCAAAUGAGGAUGGAAAAAAAUGUUUUUUUAAGGUUUUAAAGCUGCUGUGUGCAAGUUGCAUUUAACAUAAUAUUGGUAUCAUUUAGUGAAAUCAGCAUAUCCAUACAUGUAUCAAUAGAUCACCUGCACCUUCUUUUGAUGCUCUCACAUAUGUUUUUUUAAAUGGGCAUAUGCCAAACCAAGGGAUGACAUGUGUUUCCUCUAUAGUAUGAUAACAGGAGGUAUAAAAGUCAUGUAACAAAUUUAUCUGACUUAUCAGAGCUUUCAUCAGCAGUGCAGUCCUUAAAUAAUGAAACUAAGAGUCUAUAGCCAUGCUAGUGGCUCUUAAGAUGUGAUGUUUAGCAGGUCUGAUGUUUACCAUUUUCACUGUGUUGGUUUAGCAUGUUAAAAUGCAUAAAUUUGAAAGUAUUUGAUCAUAAACUAAAGUGACUGUUUGAACUGAUGAGGUUGCAAGAUGAAAUGUCAGGAAAGUCAUUAAUGGGGGAAAAACACUUGCGCUGUCAUCACAGCUGGACCAUCUUCACCGUGAGAGACACAAAAAAAUGUGAUGAAGACACACAGAUUAGUGCUGUUCUAUUUCGACAGAGUAAAGCUCAUCCCACAGAGUUCUUGUUCCUCCUCUGGUAACCAUUAAAGGACAGAGAUAGAAAGACAAGGAAGUGGGAAGUUGCGUGAAUGGAGAACUAAGUCAGAAAUGCAAAAACCAGUAUGGCAUGUCAGUGUUUGCAAGAAAGUGUUUAGUUUCUUCUGUAAAAUUAACUUUCUGGAUUCCUAUUUUACUGUGUUUUUUUAACUAAUUGGACAAUCAUGAUGUUUAGAUACCAUUGUCCGUCUCUCUGCAGCUCAGUUACUAUCCAGCAUUUUCAUAUGAGCCUUUUUAGGGUUAAAGGGUUUUAGUCAAAGAGGAUGACUAGAGUGGUUGUACUCUUUCAAAUUUUUGUUCUGUCCUAUUUCUACCUGUUACCCCAAACCUAUCUACAGUGGUUUUAAACCAAAAUCAAGAAUUGCAUGUCAUGAUUCAUGGUUUGUAAUGGUUCAAUGGUUUGUAAUUUCAGGCCAUAUUCUGUCUGCUUUAGGUCUCUUGUCCAGAACACUGCUCAGGGUUAAUGUCAUAAUCACGUCUACGAGUGUUGCAGUAUGAGCAUGCCUGAUGUAAAAAGGUGACAAAAUAUGGUUUGCAAAAUUGCUGUAGAGGUGCAAACCAUCACUGAACAUUACCAACAGUCACUGUGUCUCACCUGGUAGUUUUGAAACAGCGUUUCCUGACACUGUCAUUUUGUGGGUGUAAGAUAAUGUCUGCUACACUCACUGUGUUGUCAGAACAUGUGAAAACAUAAUUAGCGUAUUGCUUUGCAAACAUGGGAAGUCUUUACAUCUAAUUUUGAAUGUGUUGAGGUUGUGCGAAAGUCAGGGCUUAAGAAAUCUGAUUACAAUCACUGUAAUGCUUAUGAAAUAUACCAGUCCUGUAGACAGAAAUGACAGCGCACAACUUAUCUCAACCUUUUCUUAAGAAUGUAACAUUGUUUGUGGCUGUUGUUGCUUAAUAAAGUUUUGACUUUUCCCAUUACAUAUCAA
This is a messenger RNA of Seriola aureovittata, 2553 nucleotides long. RefSeq names its product nectin-2-like. The transcript is spliced from 7 exons. The record is from RefSeq and is a predicted model, not a curated record. NCBI's taxonomy places the organism in Eukaryota, Metazoa, Chordata, Actinopteri, Carangiformes, Carangidae. The coding region runs from base 248 to 985 and encodes 245 amino acids.